AAGGAUUGUGCUAUAUAAGUUCAAUGAUGGGACAAGGCACAGAAAAUCAGGCUAAGGGGAGAAAACCACUCCAGACUGAAAAGUUGGAAGGCAUUAAAAAUACAUACAGAAGAAAAGCAUGUAGUCUUGACGAUGGGGGAAUGGAUGGAGAUGGCGGCGCCGCUCGCCAGCAAGGCAGGGGCUGCCGGCACCACCAGCAAGCCUCCCUUCCCGGAGCUGGAUUUCCGAUCGGGAGCCAGGGUGGAGGAACUGAAUAAACUCAUCCAGGAAUUCACCAAACACGACCAGAGGGAGUACGACGACCAGCGAGCCCUGGAGAUCCACACGGCGAAGGACUUCAUCUUCUCCAUGCUGGGCAUGGUUCAGAAACUUGACCAGAAGCUGCCUGUAGCCAAUGAGUACCUGCUGCUCUCAGGAGGUGUGCGAGAAGGUGUGGUGGAUAUUGAUCUCGAUGAGCUGAAUGUUUAUGCACGAGGCACAGACUAUGACAUGGACUUCACCCUGCUUGUGCCCGCACUGAAGCUGCAUGACCGCAACCAACCAGUUACACUGGACAUGCGCCACUCGGCUUUAUGCCACUCCUGGCUGAGCCUGCGUCUGUUUGAUGAAGGAACUAUCAGCAAAUGGAAGGACUGCUGCACAAUAGUGGAUCAUAUCAAUGGAGCUACCAAUUAUUUCUUCUCUCCAACAAAAGUGGCAGACUGGUUCUAUGACUCCAUUAGCAUUGUCCUCUCUGAGAUCCAGAAAAAGCCCCAGCGAGGGAUGCCAAAGGUAGAGAAGGUAGAAAAGAAUGGGACUAUUAUAUCCAUCAUUUUGGGAGUGGGCAGCAGCCGCAUGCUGUACGACAUUGUCCCUGUGGUGUCCUUCAAAGGCUGGCCAGCAGUGGCUCAGAGCUGGCUGAUGGAGAACCACUUCUGGGAUGGGAAGAUCACAGAGGAGGAAGUCAUAAGUGGGUUUUACUUAGUGCCUGCAUGUUCCUACAAGGGGAAGAAGGACAAUGAAUGGAGGCUUUCAUUUGCCAGAAGUGAAGUGCAGCUGAAAAAGUGUAUCUCCAGCAGCCUCAUGCAAGCCUAUCAGGCCUGCAAAGCUAUCAUCAUCAAAUUGCUGUCCCGCCCCAAAGCCAUUAGUCCUUAUCACUUGCGGAGCAUGAUGCUGUGGGCUUGUGACAGGCUACCAGCCAGUUACUUAGCCCAAGAGGAUUACGCAGCCCAUUUCCUCCUGGGUCUCAUUGAUGAUCUCCAGCACUGCUUGGUCAACAAGAUGUGCCCUAACUAUUUCAUCCCUCAGUGCAAUAUGCUGGAGCACCUCUCUGAAGAAACAGUCAUGCUGCAUGCGCGGAAGCUGUCCUCAGUGCGCUCAGACCCUGCCGAACACCUUCGAACUGCCAUUGAACAUGUCAAAGCAGCCAACCGGUUAACACUAGAGCUCCAACGGCGGGGCAGCACCACCAGCAUCCCCUCCCCACAGUCAGAUGGAGGGGACAUCAACCAGCCUGAUGACCGAUUAGCCAAAAAGUUGCAACAGCUAGUGACUGAGAAUCCCGGGAAGUCCAUCUCUGUCUUCAUUAACCCAGAUGAUGUCACAAGGCCCCACUUCAGAAUUGAUGAUAAAUUUUUCUGAGCUUUCAUCAAUGUGUCCUGGGAUUAUUUUGGCCCUUUUUUUUUUUUUCCCUUCAUUUUUAAAAACUCUUGCAGUGUGCAGAUUUUUCCAUUUGGUUUUCCUUGAUGACUUAGUCUCUUGUUUUUUACAUAUCCAGCAUAAAUUGGAUCUGUUGAGAACAAUCUGAAUAAAUUAUAAUUCCUGGUUCUGCAGGACGGUGCAGAUUUUUAAACAGUAUAUUACUAUUUCAUAUGCUGCUUUGAUUUUGUUUUUCACCCACCCAGCCCCAUUGUCUGUGAGUAGUUUCUAAAGGACAACAUGCACCGUAAACACACAUGCCACAGUGUAAUGUACAUUUUUUUUCAAACUUCCAUAAUUUAUGUACGUCGUUGGGCCUGGGGAAGGGGCAACUCACCUUCCGUUGCUUUGGAAAUUCACUUUUUUCUCAUGAGCUUCCAUCACCCUAAAGAAAUAAAGAGAGACUCUGGGUUGGAAAGCGCUACUGGUAGUUUGACGAGGCCAAAUCUACUGGGCUGAAGCCCAGUUCAUCUGUUCUUCACACUUCCCACACUAGGGGAGAAAGUUGACUUUAAAGAUGAUGAUGCAGCUUUUGCGGGGAUGAGUUGUUUCUGUUUUGAUCUACUUUUUGAAUGUAAUUGUUCAUAAUUGGACCUUGUACAGUCCAGAGGGUUGUUUCUGCUGCUUUUCCAUGCAAAAUAAGGUUAUGGGAUGUUAGUUUUAGUGUGUGUAAUUAUUCAAAGCCUUAUUUAAAUUCUAUUAAAAAACAUAACCAUUAUAAAUGUUAAUUGCACUAAUGAAAUCUCUGCCAUUACCUCAGUCCCACUGUUUGUGUUUCUUUCAUGAAUUAGCAUCUGUUAUUAGGUCUCAGUAUUGCAGAUUGCUUGAGGCCCCUCAGGUCUCAUGGUUUUAGGUGAUUUCUUGAUUGUCUUUUUGUAAAAGGCUCUUCCUUGUUAGCCCUGCUAUGUGUGAGAAGUCAGAUUUUUGCAUUGGCAUAUUUCUUUGGAUGCGUAUUGUGUGUUGCAGUGCAUAUUGCAUUAAUAUGUAUUGCAUGUUGUUGAAACAGGUUUACCAUUAGAUAAGGAUGUGAUGCUAAAGCAGUGGUAUGUGCAAAGUGAAUGAGCCAGACCUUGAUCAAAGGAGCUACCUUGCUUCUCUAAUGCAUGUAUUAGGCCUGAUCCCUUAUGGCAGUUACCAUUCCCUUGACUCCUGUGGACUUCCUGACUUGCCCUGGGAUAUACGAGAUCUUACUUUGGUCUUAAGUUUGCAAAAGUUGUGCUUGUGUGUAAACUUGUGGCGCAACAGUAGCCUUGAAAAACACAUACACCUUCCUUUUGUGUGUAGGAUAAGAUGUAUGGUAGCAAGGGUUAGUCUGAGCCAAAAAUAAUUCCAAGAGUUCAAGGAUAGAGUUACCUGUUGUGGCUGGCUGGCCAGUGACUGAUAUUUAGGCCUUAAAUCAGCAAUUUGGGCUUACUGAUUAUCCCAGAGAAGCUGUUCUGAUCCAAACUUGAUGCAUGUUUUACAAUGUGCUUAUUAGAGCAGGUUGAAGUAUUUUUUAAAUAUUUGACAGACAAAUGAGACGCAUAUCUAGUAAAUUCUAAUGGAUAAAAACUGUGUAUGGAAAAUGUGUCACUUUUUUAGCCCAGCCUUUCUGGUAAAGAAACCAGGCUGGUGGAGCAACACACCAGCAGCUUUGGAAACUGCUUUAUUAGAUGCCAGGGAGAUUUCAAUACCUGAUCUAGUGCUCAAGUCAUGUCUUAAUAUGAAACUUUUGGCUUCUCCAUCUCUUGGGCAUAUUUGAAAACUUCACCCCAUUGCUGUAGCCAGGAUGUUCACAUUUACCUGAAUUUACUGGUACACAUUUCCAUGAGCCUGAAGAAGCUCUCAGAAGUUGCUGGCUAGAUGAAGUGGAUGAGGAUUUAACUUUAAAGCACAACUGGCUAGUGAUCCUGAGCCCUGGUGCAGCUGUGCUUAUGGUCCAGGGGAGGACAUGUAUUGACUUCAGUGGAACGAGAACUUGGUCCUACCAUUGUGGCUGUUGCCAAAGAUGAGUCUCCAUUUAAGCCUGUGUAACCUGCCGGGGAGGCAGAAGAACGGACUGGGAAUCCCCUCCAGAAGUGCUUGGAAAAUGCAGAUUCAUUGAAAUGGUUUUUCCCCCAGUCUCUGGGACUUCUGUUUGUUGGCAAAAGAAUCUGGGCUGCAGGAUGAAGUUUUCCCAUCACCACAUGAGAGAGAUCUGCUCAGCACAAAGCAGCAGUAUCCUGGCAGGCAGAGUACUUGCCCGUGAGUCUCAGUGUUUACCAGUGCUCUUGAGUUAUGCAGAAACACAGCCUUCCUCAUGCCAGUUCAACGUCCUGAUGACCAGCAGUUUGGCUAGCCCAUGUCAAGCUCUGGUGUGUGCUCCUUUUUUUUUGUUUUUAAUUAAAAAACAUUUUGAAAAGUAUCCAUUUUGUUCUUCCUGCAUUAUGAGGAAAAUGUGUGUGUUGGGUUUUUUUGUGGGGAGAGGAGCCUUGGCUUUCUACUGGACUGGAAAGCAAUUUCCCAGGUAGGUCUGGGAGAAUGUUACAUCUUCUGUCUGAACUGUUUGUCUUCCAAGGAGGCAGAAUCCUAAUCUCCAGUAGGUUUUGAAUCUCAGUCUAGUGUUUGCUCCUUUCCACAUACUAUAGCUCAAUUUAAUGAAGCAGGUUGCCAGCCAGAGAGGUGAUGUGUGCUUUGUAUCUUAGAGAACACUGAAGCCUGUAUUUUCUUCCCCUCCUAUUGUCCUUUCUUGCCUUUGAGUAUAUGCUGAGAGAGACUUGCAAAAUGCAUACCUCUCUAUGUGGGAUUUCAAAGUAGUGAGUAGGUUUAGGUAUCAAUGACCUAUUAUUAUUCACUACCACCUGCAAGUUUCAAGGGGACUGCAGCGCUUUUCCUAGUAGGGAGUUCUUGAAAGUUCUUCACAAAAACACUUUAGAGCACCCAACCCCAUGGGGUUAAAGAUUUGGUCAAUGACAAACACUGCAAUAAGAGGGGAUUUGCUUUAAACUAGCAAUGUAGUCAUCUUCCCUACUGAUACCAAGAGGAGACAAGUCAGUGCUGUGAGCCCAUGUCUUAAUGGGAGCUUCAGUUCUGCACUCAUGCAAUGGGGAAUAAGAUUUUACUUUGUUUUUGCACAUUAGCUAUGCCCUGUAGGCAGGGGGUGUUGCAGAAAGACUGGGACAAUUAAUGAGGAGCUGGCUGCAUGUGUGAGAAUAUUCAGAGGUCUUCUUUAUUUGUCUGCAUGUUACUGCCUCCUACACUAUUAAAAGGGAGGGGAAUCCCAGCAAAGAGGGUCUGGCCUUGAGGCAUCAGAAAGGUGGGAAGGAAGAACCAGUGCCCUUCAGUGGCUCCAUUUCUCAGUGUGAGCCUCUUUGGACAUCCUGUCUGUGGUCCUACUGUUGGGACAAGCUUUUGCCUUUGCUCUUUCCAUAAGGCUUCUAGCUGUUAGAACAAUGGGGGGAGCAAAUCAUUUGGCUGAUUCCAGUUGUGACUUCUUCUGGGAGACCCUGAAGAACGUGUCACUUCUUCAGGGGGACACCAGACCUGACAAAACCACCACCCAGUGGGGGGGUUAUUCUCUGUGUUAUGUUGAGGGGGGUACGCAAAUUAGAGCAGAAGGAAAGAACAGCCCAACAGCUUUGUGAAAGCCUGCGGUCUCUGCUCCUUCAAGCAUGUUAUGUGAAACCUCAGUCACUUCUGGCUGGCUGUGAUAAAUCAGUUUCUCUAUGUUUUCUAGUACUCUAGCCUGGAGAAAGGUUUGUGCUCGAACCAGAAAACCACAACUGAGCAUCAGAGUCACUCUGCAGGAGAUUCAGCAAAAUACCAGCAGGACUUUAACCAUCCACUGUCCAAAAUAGAAGCCAGUUCCCAAACCUGUUGAAAGAUGUGGUUUUUAACAGUCUUGUUUUUUUCUGUUGUCCUUUUGUCACUGUGGAAUAGCUCUAAUUUUCAUCUAAAUUCUUAGACUUCCCUUGAUUACAUUGUUCCAGUAGAGAGCAGCCUUGUUUUGGUAGCUAUAGCACUUCUGGGGCUCAACAGGGCCACCCAAGCUCUGUGCCCUUCCGCUUCUUGGUCUUCUCAUUGAGGAUAUAGGAUGCUGUAAGACAAGCUUGCGCGUGCUAGAAGUUGUCAGCUUGAUGACUGAAACAGGCAUUGAAAGACAAUAGUCACUCUUGGUGUGAGAUGUGCCCUCAGCUCAACUUCUGCUGGACAGUGGGCCAUAUGAAAUGAUCCCCAAACUCUCCCUGGGUGCGCUGUGCUCUUAAGACAAGUACAGGGUGGCUGGCUUCAUGCAAGAUGCUGUCCUGGUAUGAAACAUCCACCAGUAGCUAGUGGUCUCCAAACAGUUGUUACAAUUUUCAGGUAAAUCUGAGGAUACAGGGAAAAAUGACUACUUAAAAGCCUUAAAAAGCCAGAGAUUCCUGAAGGUCGCAUUGCUCUGCUCUCCUGAGGCUGUGGCUGGUGCUUCAACCUGGCUCCACUCAGCUGCAGCCUCUGAAAACAUUUCUGUAAAGAAGGUUUAUUUAGGUGUCUCGCCAGUCUGCUUGCUGUGUAGUGAUGAAUGCUCAUGGCAACUGUGUAGUUGAAC
Messenger RNA from Neopsephotus bourkii (Bourke's parrot), 6223 nucleotides. It is a transcript of the gene MB21D2, whose product is annotated as Mab-21 domain containing 2. NCBI's taxonomy places the organism in Eukaryota, Metazoa, Chordata, Aves, Psittaciformes, Psittacidae. Bases 133 to 1620 code for a protein of 495 amino acids. The transcript is spliced from 3 exons. The record is from RefSeq and is a predicted model, not a curated record.